UACAGUCAACAACACACGUAGCACAGCACAGAAGUUGGGGCACAAAGCAGCCUGUAAAAUGCAAAGACGCUGCUAGAGAACAGUAACACCGGGGAACCCAUAGUUUCCUCGAAGCUCUUCAGAGGUAUGACACCGAGCUAGCUGAGAGUCGUCAAACUGGGCCGUGCUGAAGAGAGAAAGGACUGUUUGUUUCUGAGUUGGGGUCUGCAAAGGGGAGAGGGGAAAAAUGAAGUUCGCUCAGUUUUUGCUGAAAAACAACUUUGUGGCUGGGAUACCGAAACAAGUGGAUAGGUUUUCUAAGUUUUCUCCAUCUCCCCUGUCUAUGAAGCAGUUCAUCGACUUUGGCUCGGCCAAUGCAUGUGAGAAGACCUCCUUUGUGUUCCUCCGCCAGGAGCUUCCUGUCAGAUUGGCCAACAUCAUGAAGGAAAUUGAUUUCCUCCCUGACAAACUCCUCGGCACUCCAUCACUGAGGCUCCUCACCAGCUGGUAUUCUCAGAGUUUGUUGGAGCUCAUAGACUUUUUAGAAAAAGAUCCAGACGAUAAGGAUGUCCUGAAAAACUUUACACAGACUCUAGUAAACAUCAGGAACCGGCAUAACAACGUGGUGCCCACCAUGGCUCAGGGGGUGGUGGAGUACAAGGAGGCUUUCGGCGUGGACCCCGUCACCAACCAGAACGUUCAGUACUUCCUGGACCGCUUCUACAUGAGCCGCAUCUCCACACGCAUGCUCAUGAACCAGCACACAUUGAUAUUUGACGGCAGUGUAAAUCCGGCCCAUCCCAAGCAUAUUGGCAGCAUUGACCCCACCUGUGACGUUGUGGAAGUAAUAAAAGAUGCCUAUGAAACCUCGAAGAUGCUGUGUGAGCAGUACUACCUGACCUCUCCAGAUAUGAAGAUCACAGAAAUUAAUUCCAAAAACCCUGGCCAGCCCAUCCAAAUUGUAUAUGUGCCAUCACAUCUCUACCAUAUGCUCUUUGAGCUCUUCAAGAAUGCCAUGAGAGCUACAGUAGAGAUGCACGAGACGAGCACGACGUUGCCCUUGAUCAAAGUCCGUGUUUCACUGGGCACUGAGGAUCUCACUAUCAAGAUGUCUGACAGAGGAGGCGGAGUCCCUCUAAGGAAGAUUGAACGUCUCUUCAGCUACAUGUACUCCACAGCUCCCAGUCCAGUCCGCGUAGACAAUGGUCGUAAUGCCCCUCUGGCUGGUUUCGGCUAUGGCCUGCCCAUUUCCCGCCUGUACGCCAAGUAUUUCCAGGGAGACCUGCAGCUCUACUCAAUGGAGGGUUAUGGCACAUCAGCGGUCAUAUACUUGAAGGCCCUGUCUUCAGAGUCUGUGGAGAGACUUCCUGUUUUCAACAAGUCGGCCCUGCGGCAUUACCAGUCCACCACAGAGGCCGAUGACUGGUGCAUGCCCAGCAAGGAUCCAAAGAAGCUCGGCAGGUAUGAGACGAGCGGGUGAUGUCAGACUGAGGAAGGAGAAUGAGGAAAAUUAAGAAGAAGAGAGCACAUGUCGGAGGAACCAAAAAGCUUUCAGCGUGUUGCUGGACUUGGAUUUUUGUCGCGGACUCUUCUCUCUCCCUGAGGGAGGGCGGAAAAAACAAAAGUUUAUUGUUGGUAUGAAGAAAGCGGUAUCAAACCUAAACCUGAAUCUGAUUUCAGACCAGCCGUCACCUAACAUAAGCUCACCCCACAAAAUGUGCUGCUAAUGGGAAUGGAACAAUUAAUAAUCUCCUUUUUACCUCAGUGAUUACGCUCAGAAAAAAAGUCCUCUUUGUGUUUAUGUAACAUUAGUAUCAUUCACAAUCCAGACGUUUGGUUUAUUAAAAUCACAAGUAUUUUGUGUUUGUGCAUUAGGUUAAACGCUUUUGUUUUGUUUUUUGUUUU
Pundamilia nyererei is the source of this 1884-nucleotide messenger RNA. It is a transcript of the gene pdk4, whose product is annotated as pyruvate dehydrogenase kinase, isozyme 4. The transcript is spliced from 11 exons. Gene Ontology annotation, molecular function: pyruvate dehydrogenase (acetyl-transferring) kinase activity. Gene Ontology annotation, biological process: regulation of glucose metabolic process; protein phosphorylation. Gene Ontology annotation, cellular component: mitochondrion. The record is from RefSeq and is a predicted model, not a curated record. NCBI's taxonomy places the organism in Eukaryota, Metazoa, Chordata, Actinopteri, Cichliformes, Cichlidae. Bases 227 to 1459 code for a protein of 410 amino acids.